Molecule: messenger RNA, 7048 nt
Organism: Protopterus annectens (West African lungfish)
Lineage: Eukaryota; Metazoa; Chordata; Ceratodontiformes; Protopteridae
Product: hamartin-like
Exons: 18
Coding region: 60-3182 (1040 amino acids)
Biological process (GO): negative regulation of cell population proliferation; regulation of cell cycle; negative regulation of TOR signaling
Cellular component (GO): TSC1-TSC2 complex
Source: RefSeq, a predicted model, not a curated record
UUGAUGUGGAUGUUGUAGUUCUUACCACUGGAGUACUAGUAUUAAUAACUCUACUGCCAAUGAUACCCCAGGCAGGAAAACAGUACCUGCAUGAGUUCUUCGACAUCUUUGGGCGCCUUUCUACGUGGUAUUUAAAGAAUCCAGGUCAUGUUCCAGAGGUGUACAUGGUUUACCUCCAAGUCAGUGUUUAUGCACUCUUUCAUCGACUGUAUGGAAUGUAUCCAUGUAACUUUGUCUCCUACCUUCGUUCACAUUAUAGCAUGAAGGAAAACCAUGAAACUUUCGAGGAGGUAGUGAAGCCAAUGCUGGAGCAUGUGCGAAUCCACCCUGAGUUAGUGACUGGAACCAAGGAUCAUGAACUGGACCCAACAAGGUGGAAGAGAUUGGAAACCCACGAUAUUGUUAUUGAAUGUGCCAAAGUCUCCCUUGAUCCAAAGGAGUCAUCAUGUGAGGAAGGUUACACCACAAUGCCAGAACAUUUCUGUACGCACCUUCAACACAGACAGCUGGAUCCAAGUGCCAGUCCUUUCACUGAUAGCCAGAGCAACUAUGGGAGUAUUUCUUCCACCCCAUUCUCGACUCCUAAGGUGCCUGUAACACAAUUCUCGGGACCUCAGUCUUUGCGCAAGAGUCCUCAUACCUCCCAACCACUAGCAGAAUCUCAGCAGGAUGCGUAUUGGAGCCCUGCAGUGCAAUGCGGCAUGUGUACUCCACCACCGAUGUGUUCAGGAGUAUCGCCUACAAAUAUUCCAUCAGACCUGUCCCAAAGUGCUUCAUACAUUUCCAGCAAAGCUACCACCAGUACACCUAGUGGAAAAGAAACUCCAUCAGGAACUCCAGCCACCUCCCCUCCACCCAGCAGUUCUGAUGAAUAUGAGCACAUAUCCAUGCCACAUACCGUUACCACUCCUUCUAAGAAGGAUGGAAAAACAGGAAGUUCAAGACCAUCGCUCGCCAGACAGAACAAUAUAACACACCGCGAUAAAGGAACAGAGCCAGCUGACAGUGAGAAUGCAAAAACGGUGUCAUUGCAAGACCUCCCUAAGGUUAUAGAAGGUUUUCACUUGCAGCAAAGUAGCAUAGAAAAAGAGGAAGCUGCUAUAACAGAAGAACUUUCAGAAAUUACAACAGAACGAGGGACUACAUUACUCAGAGGAGGCUUUGACUCUCCAUUCAAUCGCACAACUGAAACUCUCACUGGCUGUCAAAAGAAAUACUGUCAUCCUCAAGCUGCGCAGUGUUUGAACAGGCAAUCAUACCACACUGAGUACAGUAGCCCUUGCACACCAGACAAAUUGGGCAGUAGUGGAACUCGAAACACCCCCAGCCAAGAAAGAUGCGCCCCCAAAAGAACAUUCACUCCUAUUGAAAUGCCUUCCAAUUGCAGUCCUGCUGGAAUAAGAACAGAACAAGAUUCUUUGGAAAUCAGUGUUAUCACCCCUAGUCCCCAUAAAGUUUCACCACGGGAGAAUUCUGGCUUGGAGAGCACUCAUUCAGAACCUUUCAGUUAUCUUUUUGACCUGGCUCUUCCAAAGACUGCGAGCCACUUUAUUCGUCAGAAGACAGAAGAGUUGUUGAAAAAGAAAAAGGAGUGCGUUGAAGGCGAGGGUGAGACUUCAUCUUACUCUCCUUUGGAAGUGCUGGAUAAGCUCAUACAACAAGGUGCUGAUGCUUAUAUGAAGGAGCUUAGUAGGUUAUCGCUGCCCAACACGUCUGCUGAUUGGACGCACUUUGGAGGUUCUGCUCCAGUGGAUGAACUUCACACACUAAGAAAUCAGUUAGUAAUGCUACAAAAUCUUCUUCAGUAUGAACGUUACAAGCGGGAACAACAUGCUGUACGGAAUCGGAGACUUCUGAGAAAAAUUAUACAUGCUACUGCCCUUGAAGAACAGAAUACUGCUAUGAAAGAUCAGCUGAAGCUGCAGGAGCUGGAUAUCCAUUCUUUGAAGUGCUGCCUGCAGAGGGAACAAUUUCAAUGCCAACGUCAACAGGAAGAGCAUGUGAAAGUCUUGAGCAAACUACACAGUCAGAUCAAGCAGCUUCAUUACGAACGUGACCAGCUUCAAAGCAGGAAUCGUCAGUUAGAGACUAAGUUACAAGAAUGUCAGCAGACAACAGGAGACCUGAAAAUAGAGUUACAGAAGGCAAAGAAUAAAAUUAGCAACACAGAAUAUAUGCUAAACCAGCUCAGGCAGAAGUUAUCUACCAGUGAAUCUGUCCAGCAGCAUAUGGACUUCCUAACCAAACAGCUUCUGAUUCUUGGGGAAGUGAACGAAAUCUACAUGGAAAAGCUACAGCAUUGUAAUGCAGACACUUCUAAGGAGGUUCAGAUGUUGCAUGACACUCAUUUGAAAGAACAGGAAAAACAGAAACUCUGUAUUCUACAACAGAACCAGAGGCUUGACUCUGCACAGAAAAGGAUAGCUGAACUGGAAUCUCAACUCACCAAGAAAGAACAUCUCCUCUUGGAGCAAAAGAAAUUUCUGGAAGAUGUCAAAAGUCAAGCAAGAGUGCAACUGAAGGCGGCAGAGGAUAGAUAUUUAGCCCAGAAGCAUAUUACACAGCGUUUUGAAUCUCAUAUUUUGGAUCUGUACAGCCAGUUAGAGAAGAAAGUUCUUGCAGAACACCCACCUUCUACCUCAAAGGAUAGAUCAGAAGUAGCUAAACAAACACCUGAAAGUUGCAGAUCAGAAAAAGUCAAGGGAAGCAAAGUAAACAGCAGAAAUCUUGAUGACACAUCUGCUGGUCAGACCAAGCCUACAAAAGGUCCCACUUUCAACCCUCAGAGCAGUGGAACUAUAAGCAAAGUGCCAUCUCGGGACACAGCACGAUCCACAGCAGAAUCUGUGAAUAGCAGCAGAGAGGUUCCUUUCCUGGGGGAGCCGUCCAUUAAUCUCCCAAUGACUUGUGGUUCAUGUCCUAGCUCUAAAAGCUUUCUUGGCAUGAGGGCUCGUGAACUGUUCCGCAACAAGAGUGAGAGCCAAUGUGAUGAGGAAAGUGUUACGAUAUCAGGCCUUUCUGACACACUAAAGACAGAUUUGUGUAGAGAAACUGGCAGUAGAGCAGAUGUGGUGCCACCCUCAAGAGCUGACAAACAUCAAAAUGAAGCUAGUAGUCAAGAAAACCAUGUCAGCAAGCUGCGUAUUAUGGACUACAAUGAAACUCAGCAGGAUCAUAAUUGAGGAGUAAUGAAAAGUAAAUCAGUGUUAUGUUCAUAUUCCUGGCACAGAACAGAACUAAAUGCAGAGUUUAACUAAAAGCUUUCAGUUUGAAGUGGUCUACAAACUGUGAAGUUAUAUGCAUCUUUAAUUUUAAAUACUUUGUUUAGCACAUAAAUUGAGCAAUGCAAGGCUGUCUCCAGGUCUCCAAAUUCAGACAUCUACAAAGAAGAAUCUUGUACACUGAGGAAUCCUGUGUCCAUGUCUGCCUUUGAUGCUUAAGUCAAAUUACUUGCUAUAAGGAAAAGGAAUAAAUUGUUUUCGUUGCUGCUAGAGCCUUAUAGUCGAUCACUGCACUGACCGCAGUCUGAGUUUAGUCUUCUCCAUCUAGUUAUUUAAUAUAAACUUAAACCUUAUUACAUGCACAUUCAUGCUUUUAAAAUUCCCUGCACAAUUGUGUUCUGCCCUGUUACCAGUGUAAUGUGUGUGCCACAGGAUUUUUUUUUUUUGGGGGGGGGAUAUGGAAUGAAAACUAAAGUGAAUGCUGGUUUCAAAAGCACUUUAUGUACCAGAAGUGUAUGUUUCUGUACUUUUAAAUGGUAUCUGAUUAACUUUCCUUGUAUAAAAACCAACUCAGAAGCUCGAGGGUGCUAAAGUGAAUUGUUUCUUUCUUUAAUUCCAUCUGCCCUGUCAAUUUGUCUUUUUUACAAGUGAGUCAGUCGUCUGAUACAGAGUCUGAGGCUUUUAGUAAUGCACAUAGUGCUAGCCUAAUGAAAUGUGCAGAGAGAUGGAUGUAUAAAUAUACUGAUAUUCAGGCAAAGGGAUUCUUCACUACUAAUGUGUACAUUACUCAAAUGAGAAGAUGAAACAUAUUCCCUUAUGUACAAAAGUCAACAACUGACCAUUUCAGGAAAUCGUUUCCUGAAUAAAGUUUGCAGUUUUCCCACCAGCUAGCAUGGGUACUGCUCUUGGCUGCUUGGUAGGGUUUUGUUUUGCCCUGAUGUUAGAGAAAGCAGAAAAGGUGGUGUCCAUCUUUAUAUACUGGCAUAAUAAAGUGUGUGUGGUGGGGGGGGGGGGGUUCAUGCUGUGUUUGUGCAGAUCAUGCUAGGUACAUGUCAGUAGCACUCUUAAUGUUGAGGGUUUUAUGCACGUCCUGUUACUUUUGGUUUAUGAGGAGACUGUUAAUGUCUUGCAUGUUGUACUGCAAUGUCCAUUGGUGAAGUCAGCCACAUUAGUGUUUGUAACAGGACUAAGAUCCCUGCUUUAAGUGUGGCUAAUGCACAGUAGUGUCACUGAUGCUGACCAAGGAUCCCGGUGCCGUCAUCUAAAGCAGAGAGGAAGAUAAUUGCAGGAAAACGAUCUCUUGAACACUUAAUGCACAUCUACCCUUAUUAAUGUUUGUCUGGGUAUUGUAGUUUCUAGUGUAUUGUUUAUAUACCACAACCAUCUAAGAAAAGUUCCUGUUGAAUUUGCAAGUCACUUGGAGCAUGUCCACUCACUUUAAGAUAAAUGCAUAUGCAGACUUUGUACAUAUUCCAUAAAUCAGUGGAAGCAAAAAAAAGCAUUAAAAACACUGCCCAACAUAGUAUGUCCUUUCAGAUUCUUGCUCUUACCCAUUAAAUUCUACAUAGGUGUGAGGUUAUGAAUAUGUCAGAAGGCCCUUCCUGGCUAAACUGACUCGUUUCUUUUCAGAUCUGAUCAGCAGUCUGACUUAAGAAUUGUACUGCAGCACUUAAGCAGAAUCAGACAUCACUGUAGGAUGUAUGUAACCAGUUUUCAUUUAACAGGAAUGACUUGAUUGUAGUGCAACCUUUGUCCAUCUUGCUUCACUUUCCUUAUUGAUACAGUGAGUGUUUUUAUGUUUUUAAAAAAAUGUAUAAUCUUUAAGCCUCAGUCCUCUGAAGAUUUUUAAGAGGCCUAAAGUCCAGGAGUAAAACAGUGCUGAGGAUACUGUUUCAUUCAAAUGCCUGAUAGCAUCUUCCCUUUUUGCAGCCUAUAGGAGAGGGUCUUCAGUUAGAGAAAGGACAUGUAUUGAAUCACUCUAAUUUUCUCCAUGCUAUUCCUUGUUUGUUUGACUUCUGCUGUUUCCCAGACCUACAUUUCCAAUAUUUCUGACUUAAAUGUGUUGGUGUAUGUUGUGACAUAACUACACCAGUGUGUCGUAAAAAGAAACGGACUGGAAAUAGAGUGCUUAAAUAUAGAUUAUACUCCUAAGAAAUGGUAAGCACUUAAAUAAUUGUACUUACAACAUUCCACUUAAUAUUAUUUGGGUGAAAUGUGUUCAGAUUACCUAACAGAACACAAUGUUUCAAAAAUAUGCAGCAGUGUGUGGCUUAGAAAAAAGAUAAAACAGUAUUACACCUGAGGUGUUUAGUAGUACUAGUCUCAUAAUGACUUUUGCAUCAGUUUUAUUCCUUUAUGCACACACAAGGGGGUGGGAGCAGAAAAAUAAUGUCCAUAGAGAUGUUACGGUACAUUUAGGGUGUAUGGAGCUUUGAGCGUGCUUGUCUGUAAGAAAUCUAAAGUGAAGAAAGCACCAUGUGUCUCUCUAGAUUUUAAGUGCACAAUGUUUUUCAAGACAGAAAUGAAUGUAUCCCUCUAGGAAAAAGGUCUACCAACCACUGAUCAUGGCACAUUAUUUUUGUGGGACUGUCCAUUGGCGAGGUGGUCCACUUAAAUAAUAAAAUGUGUACUAUUUUGGGGUGACACGUUAGUAGCUGUUCCUGGAGAUUGCAUAAUAUCCAAAAUAUGAUGUAAUCAAAAAAAGUUGAAGCCUUCUCUUGUGAAGAAAUUAGUUGUAGUCUGAUUAUGGUUCCCAUUAUUACUCCCUCUUCCUGUCCUCUGAGCCACUGUAGGACCCAUCUGAGGCUGGUUCAUGACCAUAAUUAUGUCAUUGCUGUGGAAUCUCUACUUUUGGUACUUUCAGAUUCUUGCUCUUACCCAUUAAAUUCUACAUAGAUGUGAGGUUAUGAAUAUGUCAGAAGGCCCUUCCUGGCUAAUGCUUGCAAUUAAAUAAAAUAACCAGGGACCACCAAGAGAAUAAUUGAACAUUGCAUUCCAGGGUCGUUAUUAUUUCUUCAGCGUAGGAGGUAUUGCUCCAAUUUGCUUUUUAACAUUUGUGAGAUAUUGCUUCAUCUUGCCUUUUGAAUAUUUUCAAGAAACACUUCUAUAUAAUGCACUUGGAGUGGACAUUUGUCAUAUAUGUAUGCCAUUUCAAGUCUGUCAUCAGCUUGUAGAAAAAUGUUGAAAAUUGCCCUGCACCUACCUCAUUCUCUCCUACAGUUUAGCAAGUGAGUAUCGACUAUUAAUUAUGUGAUGUGAUCAGGGGCAUGUGGGAGUAUGUUGUUAGUCAGAACUGCAAGGUUUAUUUAACUGUUCACAAAUUAGGAGGAGAUCUUAACCUGCCCUCAACAUUCAAGAUGUAACGCAUUUGUUUACUGGAGUCAGUGGUGUGAUUAUGAAUCACCCUAAGGACAGGUCUUAAUAUAAAGCUUAGUGUCAUCUGAAUUAAGGCUGGGAAAAAUGCACAUUACUUAAAGAAGACUGCAAGAUAUGCAGGCUGAGUAAAUUAAGUAAACAGCAGUAAUGUUAUUCCCAUUUAGUUCAUUUCUUUUUAUAGUACUUCUCCGACCAUGUUAUAUUUAAAAUUGGACAGAGGCUUAUUAUCAAGAGAAAAAUAUAUUUAAUAAACAUAAGUGACAAGCAAAGUAAAAUUGGCAGGUGAAGUUCAGAUUACUUGUUUGCUAAUAAUUAUCUGUAAAACUAAAAAAAGAAAAGCACUUUUUGUCAACUCAGAAUAAGUGGAGUAGUGGCCACAGUGCGUGUGCAUGUGUGUGCGUGAUAUAUAUAUAUAUAUAUAUAUAUAUAUAUAUAUAUAUAUAUAUAUAUAU